GUGACAGUGUCGAUCCCGGCGUGAGUGCAUCUCUAUUAUCUCAUCUACAGUUGUCGUCCAUUUUUUGGAGGUUUUUAAAUUGAUUUCUUUUGUUUUAAAAAAUCCGAUUCAUUCGCCACAAGAAUUUCAGCUCUGCUCGCCAGAUUUAUCUGCCGUCUCAUCAAGCAAGGUAUUUAACCAAAAGAAAAAAGCUUAUUAUUUAGCUGCCAUUAUUUGUCUGGGGUUAUUUAGAUUGCAAUGAACGAUAUGUUGUUUGGCUGGGAUUUUUCUUGAGGAAGAAGAAGGUGAAAUUCCUCCAUUUCCCUGAAAAGAUUUUUUCCCCCCUCUUUUUUAUUUUUUCCCUCCAAAAAUGAAUGGCCGUGUGCUGCUGCUGCUAACGCGCGUUCUCCGACCUUCUUGGAGGAUUAGAAUUUUCCCCCCAUUUUCUUUUCUUCUCCAUUUUGGCGGGCUCUACAGGCCAAGGAACCUUCACCGGAUGGGGGGGAAGGGGAGGGGUGUGUUUUGGUAUUCCCAAGCUGCCUUGCAAGGUAGUGUUUGUGUGUGGACAUUCCACCCACCCACCCUCCCACCCACCAUAGUGGGCGUUAGUCUAGACUUGUAUCACUUGGUGCAGCAACGAUUUCUACUACGCUAAAUAGAUCCGCACCUUUACAUUGCUAAUUACCUCGAUUAAUUACCUGGGGGUGGAUAGAUUGAAUCAAAUCUUGCUGGCGCUUUCGAGAUUUACUCAUCGCUCUAAGGUGGUCGCAUUUUUGGGGGGAUCUGCUUUUCUUGGAUGGCGGAGGGUUACAUCGCAUCGCUCAGUCCAUAAACAGGGGCGACCCACGUUGCUCAGCAUUCAGUUCCGUUGGAGCUUCUAGCCAGUUCACAACAGUGCUCUGUUUACUACUACACUUCCUCACAACCGUGGCUCAUUGCUUUAGAGUGCCCGCGCUACUCAAGUUGAUUGUGUAACUUGUGUGAAAAUUUUGAAAAAAACUAUUCUUUCGAAAAAGAAACAACUAUCUUACAAAUUUACAAAACAUUUCCGAAUUGUACAUUCGGAGUCUGCUUUUUUAAAUUUCCUCGAUUUUGAAAAAUGUUUUCCCGAAAAUUGUGCAGUGUUUUGACGCCUGGUAAACGCACGGAUAAAGACGACGCAUACGUUGCCAUGUCAAACGGAAGUCGUCCUAGUAUGUCGUCAGCGUCUUCGCAGCAGCCAUUCCUGACGGACCGAGAGACCUUUGCUCGCAGCUACCGAGUUGGUCACAUCUUGGGAAAAGGCGGAUUCGGCACCGUCUACGCGGGAAUCCGCGUCCGCGACGGCCUCCCCGUGGCCAUUAAGCACGUCCCGAAGAGUUCCGUCACCGCUUGGGGCCAAGUGAACGAUACAAGAGUCCCGCUUGAAUAUUGUCUUCUUCGUCAAGUUUCACAAUGCAAUGGCGUCGUCAGAUUGUUGGACGCUUGCGAUACGGGCGACGUCUUCGUCGUCGUCAUGGAGCGGAUGGAAUCGUGCAAAGAUCUGUUUGACUUUAUCACGGAACGAGGUGCUCUACCCGAAACUAUGGCCAAGAAUUUUUUCCGCCAGGUGGUCGAAGCCGUCAUUCAAUGCCAUCGUGCUGGAGUUGUUCACCGUGACAUUAAGGAUGAAAACAUUUUGGUGGAUUUGAAAACUCUGACCCUUAAGCUGAUCGACUUUGGCUCUGGCGCCUACGUUAAGGACACUUACUUUACCGAUUUUGACGGAACUCGAGUUUACUCACCACCCGAAUGGAUCAACCACCGGAGAUACAUGGGCACGCCCGCUACUGUCUGGUCGAUGGGCAUCCUUCUGUACGACAUGGUCUGCGGUGAUAUUCCCUUCGAGGAGAAUGAGCAAAUCGUCAGCGCCAUUCUCAAUUUCCCAACGUCGAGUACGGGACAUCAGAUUGUCUCUCGACAGUGCCAGGAUCUGAUCCGCAACCUCCUCGAGUACUCUCCAUCAGACCGACCGAGUCUGGAGCAAAUCCUGUCUCAUCCGUGGUUCUACCCGGACGUGGAAGUGACGAAAGUCGACGAUUGUUCACCCUCUGACUGUCUUGCCGCCAUGGAGUCAUCCUCACCAACGACGACUUCAUCCAGCGCAGGAUCCAUACCUGUUCCGUCACCUCGUCGGGCCUCCUUCACCUUGGGUGGCUCUUUGCCUUACUCGCUGACACCAUCCGCCUCGACAGCUUCGUCUUCACGCAACAGCAUGACGGAAGAGGUUGACCUGCUCGACUGCGAGUACGCCAUGGAGGCCGUCAUCUAUCACGAGGAGCAAUGGGCUCAUUAACAAGAAAAAGAGUUUCUUCAACAAAUACUCUCAUUCUAAUGAUGACCCCUAACUUUAAAUAACCUUCACAUCCAUCACCGUAGUCAGCGGUGUUAAUGGACCAAAGAUCUUUUCCCGUCUCCUGCAACUCUUUUGUAUAAUAACGAAAAA
This is a messenger RNA of Daphnia pulex (common water flea), 2443 nucleotides long. RefSeq names its product serine/threonine-protein kinase pim-3-like. Gene Ontology annotation, molecular function: protein serine/threonine kinase activity; ATP binding. The record is from RefSeq and is a predicted model, not a curated record. The transcript has 5 exons. Gene Ontology annotation, biological process: protein autophosphorylation. Lineage: Eukaryota; Metazoa; Arthropoda; Branchiopoda; Diplostraca; Daphniidae. Gene Ontology annotation, cellular component: cytoplasm. Bases 1079 to 2293 code for a protein of 404 amino acids.